AUGCAAUGCAGAUCAGGUAUGGACUUUUAUAAAUUCUUUAUCCCUGGACCUUUAUAUCUUCCAAUUGACAUUUUGGAAUUAGUUUUCAGCUAUAUUCCUACUGCUCAUUUGUGGGCGUACAGUGAUAUUCCAAUUAUUAACGAGCAUGUCAUUAAAGCUUUGAAUGAUAGGGGUGUUGAGAUUACUAUAGGUGACACUUUAUACAAACGUGGUGCUUAUUAUGAUAGAAUUGAAGAACAAUGGGGAAAGAAUCCUAUCGGUGACGAAACAUUGUUGGAACCAUUCGGUAAUCCUGACGCAGAAGGUUGUCCUAUUCGAUUCCAAGAUGUUGACAACAUAGAAGAUUUCAUAGAGUUUAUGAAAGAUCGUCCCAACCUACGUCCAAGGUUGAAUAUAUGUGGACUUGAUACUUUAAUACAAUUAGAUGAAAAAGAACCAUCUUUGAUUCAGAGAGCCCAGAGUAUACUGUUCGUGAACAAACCUUUUCUGGACAAUAGUGACAAUGAGUCAGGUGUGCGUUUGAUACGUGCAUCCAUAUCUUCCUUGCCAAUAGAUGAAAUUUUGACUUUAGAAAGCUGGUUCUAUGACGGCUCUCUACCAUCCUUGGAGAGAUUCCAAUUCGGACGAUGUCCAUACCAGAUUUCUUCACUAGAAUUACACAGAGUUGAAACGACGGACUUGAUAUAUCUUCCAUCAUCUUUAAAAAUUCUAGAAAUUCAUUUAAAAUCAAAUCCUGUUAUAUUUAAGCCAAAUUUGCCCACGAGCCUAGAGAAACUUAGAAUUCGAUUUGCAUUUCACUUGGAACUUAUAGAUGAGUUUAAUAUAGCUGACCUAGAAAAUUUAAAAGCCUUAGAAUGCACCAACUUCCCAGCGAAAUACUUCGCGGCGUUGAAAGCUCCUGAGCAAAUUGAGAGGAUACAUCUCGAAUCGGAAACUCUAAUAUGUUUGGAUGGUAUUGAAAAAUACACCAGUCUUUGCAGAUUAUUUGUAAGUUUCCGGGGAGCCGAAGCAGGUUCAAUUUUCAAUUGCAAUCUACCAAAUUCCAUUGAAAGAUUGCACUUUGGAUGGUACCGUGGAAAGGACGAUACAGAGUGGCACAGUGAUACCGAAUCCUACAUUGAUAGGGACGAUAUGCUGACUUAUCUGUCGAGUUCUGAAGAUAUACCUGAUGAAUUUCCAUCCAUCAGACUACCACCAAAGCUAAAGUUCUUUUCGGUUAUUGCUCAGACUCGAUUGUUUUGCCCCGAGCAGUUAGUUUUCCCUGAUUCAUUGCGCAUACUUUCUUUGAAUGUUAAUUCGUUCCCACCAGCAUUUCGACUUCCCCCAAAUUUAAUUGUUCUUGGUAUUUCAGGUAUCCUGUCGUUUACUCUCCCUAUGUCAUUACCCAAAUCAUUGGUUCAUUUAACCACUUCAUACUUACCAGAAGCAAAAAGUUGUCUAAUGAGCUUACCAAACUUGACUCGUCUUGAAAUUGACCAUAAUUAUAAACACCUAACCUCAUUUGAAUGGGAACUACCACAAGACUUAAGAACCUUGGAUUUAAAGCAUCAUGACAUAACUACUUUAAAAAUAAAACACUCCAAUUUGAGAGUAGUUGACUUGUCUGCAAACUUUAUCACGUCAUUAGAUGACCUCGAGUUCCCAGAUUCUGUUCAGGAGGUAGAUUUGAGUGAUCAGCGGUUGACAUGUGAAACAAACGAUGGAACGCUUAGAAUCAUUACAUAA
Messenger RNA from Hemisphaericaspora subhashii, 1725 nucleotides. RefSeq lists its product as uncharacterized. Bases 1 to 1725 code for a protein of 574 amino acids. Gene Ontology annotation, molecular function: protein binding. Lineage: Eukaryota; Fungi; Ascomycota; Pichiomycetes; Serinales; Debaryomycetaceae. The record is from RefSeq and is a predicted model, not a curated record. The transcript is spliced from 3 exons.